AUGGAUAGACCAACACAAAAAAUACCGAUGGGGGACAAAGAUGACGAACACAGGCAAAACAUACAGGAAAAUGAGAAGGAAAACGAUUCAAAACCGAAUGGGGGAGAACAGUCGCUAGACGACUUUAGAAAGGAUGAAGAAGAAGAAAUGACCAGUUUCGAAAAAGAACUCUUAAGCACACACAACGAACGAAGGAGAAUGAAUAGGUCGACUGUCCAAAAGCAGUCAACAUUAGUCGGGGAGACAAUCGAUUUAGAAGACAGCGAGAACGACAAGGAAGAUAUAGGAGAGGAAAAAUCGCAGGCGGAUGCAGAAGAAAUGGAGGAAGGAUGGCGAAAUGCCCUUCAACAGAGUGUGCUAGCCACCAUCUUGCUUGAAGAAGAAAGAGAUGGAGGGAGUAUAAACACAAAAAAAAAGAAAGGGGGACAGCAUAGACAGCGUAGAAAAGAAACGUAUUUCACGAUAACGCGUUUAGAUCCGGGGGUUAGUGAAAAAAGCCUAAAAAAAUCCAUAAGAAGCUACACGGGCAUCCCAGAGGAGGAAGUUGAUGUAAGAGUCCUUAGAACAAAUAAAUAUGGGGAGCAAGUAGCCACAAUAACCGUACGACCCUCCAAAGCAGAGGAGUUGAGGAAGUACGGCUCGAUAAAGGUAGGUUGGGUGAUAUGCCCAGUCAUGGAGAGGCACAACCCGAUACGGUGCUACAAGUGUCUUAAGUUCGGUCAUAAUACAUAUGACUGCAAAGAAGAAAGUAGAGCAGCUUGUUGUUACAACUGCCUGAAAAAUGGACACACGGCAGUAAAUUGCACAAACAAAGCCUUUUGUUUAGUGUGCAAGGAGGAGGGGCACAGGAUGGACAGGAUGGCCUGUCCAGCCUACAGAGCCCUAGUUUACGGAAGGAGAGGAGAGGGAGAACCCCCCUUAGAAAACGAAUAA
Molecule: messenger RNA, 933 nt
Organism: Diabrotica virgifera virgifera (western corn rootworm)
Lineage: Eukaryota; Metazoa; Arthropoda; Insecta; Coleoptera; Chrysomelidae
Product: cilia- and flagella-associated protein 251-like
Exons: 1
Coding region: 1-933 (310 amino acids)
Molecular function (GO): nucleic acid binding; zinc ion binding
Source: RefSeq, a predicted model, not a curated record